AUGCUUCGGCUCAGGCAGUUAUUUCGAAGCCAAGCCCGCCCAUUUCGCUUCAACCCCGGCUCUUAUUCACACCCCGUCCCGACAGUCCGACAUGUGAGAUUUAGACGGCCUUGGCUGAGAUCCUUUGUCUCUAAGUGUCUCUUGUAUGGUGCGGCAUAUCAGUUAUGGAGUUCAUUCGUUCUCGUUCGCCUCGACGAUGAUAGCCACGAUACCGAUAUCCCACCCGAGCCAACACCGAACACAACCGGCCUGCGCCGAAGUCCACCGGGAGGAGAAGAGUUGCUGGAAGGCGAAGAUGAACUGGGCGCACCUUUAUUUGUUCCGUUGACUUGGUCUUGGCUGGAAGAGGGCGAACUCUAUGCCGCAUCGGACCCGGAAUGGCAAGAGUUUGUUCAAAUAUCCAAGGACCGAGGAAGACUUCAGAAACUACGAGAUGAACUCGCCGCUAUCGUUCUGGAGAACGCUUCCGGCCAAUUGACACGAGUCCUCGGCGGCCCUCUUUCUCUCACUGGGUUUUGGCUAGUACAUCAAUUUCCAAACCGUGCUCCUCCGGAAUAUCUACGAUCUGGGAUCGAAUUUAACGAUGAUGGUGUAGCGUGGGUCACCAAGCCUAUCGACCCCGAAAUAGGCGAUAGGAUCCAAUCAUUUAUGAAGCCUGUUCAUAUGGCACUUGCCAUAAAAGAUGCCUAUCUAGUGCUUUUCAAGAGACAGGUCACUCGUUUUACAGGAGAACCAACAACAAAUCACCCCGAAAUUUUGACUUUACCACGCAAUGUUCAUAUCGACCGCAGUAUGGACCAGAGACAGCCCGACUUAUCCCCAUCUAUUGAGGAGCUAUCUACAGACCGAACACCAACCGAAGACCAACCUCUUCAUCCUUCCCUUGUCAUAUCCACUCUACAACGACUCCCACUGCCUGACAUAGGACCCGGAUCAGAUUUACAUUUGGCGUCCCUCGCCUUUCGAAUGCGAUUGAACCACUAUCAGACUUCGAUUCGCCGGACACCUCUUCGGGGAACAUUUUUCAUUUCCGGGCCCGUUGGUGUGAGGGGACCAAAUGGGUUCUGUCGGUUUGAAGUCCGUGGAGAAUAUGAUCCAUCUCAGUCUGAAUGGCGCACGGUUGAGAUGGUGUUGCGGGAUAUCAACCUCCGGAAGCAGAAACCCCUUGGAGGACGGUAA
Penicillium malachiteum is the source of this 1179-nucleotide messenger RNA. RefSeq lists its product as uncharacterized. The record is from RefSeq and is a predicted model, not a curated record. The transcript has 4 exons. Lineage: Eukaryota; Fungi; Ascomycota; Eurotiomycetes; Eurotiales; Aspergillaceae. Bases 1 to 1179 code for a protein of 392 amino acids.